GAAAUCCCAGACAAUAUUUCAAAGAUAUCCGAAUAUUGAAGAAAAAUAAGAAUCCAACAACUUACACUGUGGCCUAAGUUUUUGUAUGAAACUGUUAUAUCAGAAAUUGAUGGUCAGAUGAUCAGAAUAUGAUGGUCAGAUGAUCAGAAUAUGAAAGGAUGCUCUCACAAUAAUAAAUGUGGUUAACAAGAAGUGCUUGAGCUGCAGAUUCAAGAACAGCACAUGCCUUCUCCAGGUAAGUAUAUCUCAGCAUAAUCUCCUUGAAUAAAUCUAGCUUAUCCCAUUUGUGCUGGGGUGGAGGGCAUCAGAGGGUGGAGAACAGAAGCAAGCAGACCAUCUCUUGCCACAGCUGCUGCCAAGAUGCUGGUUUCUCCCAUGGCAGAGAGGAACAAAAAACCUAUCUUGGAGGUUCUGGCUGACUAUGUAGAUGAAACAAAUUCAGCUUUUGGGCUGGAACUAGGAUCUGGGACAGGACAACAUGUAGUGCACUUUGCCAAGGCCCUUCCCAGCGUAACCUGGCAACCUUCAGAAAUCAAUCCAGCUUCUCAACAAAGCAUCCGUGCUUACAUCCAUGCCACUAAAGUGACCAAUGUCCGAGAACCUCUGUCCAUAGAUGUGUCGCAGCCAUGGAGCCAGUGGGCUGGCCUGGGGAAGGGUUGUUGUGAUUUAAUUGUCAUCAUCAAUCUACUACACAUGACUGACCAAGGUCUGGAGGAAAUGUUUAAAGGUGUAGGACAACUGCUGAAACCUGGAGGCAUUUGCCUGGCCUACGGCCCCUUUGCCAUGAAUGGGAUCAUCCUGCCCGAAAGCAAUGUGCAGCUAGACAAAAUGCUUCAGGCCAGGAACCCUGAGUGGGGGCUGAGAGAUGUAGAGGAGCUUCGUCAACUGGCCAACACCAAUGCAUUAUGGCUUGAACAGAUGCAUGAGAUGCCGGAAUACACUAAAUGCCUGAUUUUUCGUCGGAGGCAGCUAUCCGAAUGGUAGCUAUUGGAUAGCAGCAGCAGAAGAAAAUAUGAUAGCAAUAUUUUUAAAGGUGUAAAAUUAAACACUGAAAUAAAAA
This is a messenger RNA of Sphaerodactylus townsendi, 1060 nucleotides long. Its product is annotated as methyltransferase-like 26 B. The coding region runs from base 361 to 984 and encodes 207 amino acids. The record is from RefSeq and is a predicted model, not a curated record. The transcript has 6 exons. NCBI's taxonomy places the organism in Eukaryota, Metazoa, Chordata, Lepidosauria, Squamata, Sphaerodactylidae.